Helobdella robusta is the source of this 432-nucleotide messenger RNA. RefSeq lists its product as hypothetical. The record is from RefSeq and is a predicted model, not a curated record. The transcript has 3 exons. The coding region runs from base 1 to 432 and encodes 143 amino acids. NCBI's taxonomy places the organism in Eukaryota, Metazoa, Annelida, Clitellata, Rhynchobdellida, Glossiphoniidae. Gene Ontology annotation, biological process: modification-dependent protein catabolic process; protein ubiquitination. Gene Ontology annotation, molecular function: ubiquitin protein ligase binding; protein tag activity. Gene Ontology annotation, cellular component: cytoplasm; nucleus.
AUGCAGAUCUUUGUAAAGACGUUGACGGGCAAAACCAUCACGCUCGAGGUUGAACCCAGUGACACAAUCGAUAAUGUGAAAGCUAAGAUCCAAGAUAAAGAAGGUAUUCCUCCUGAUCAACAAAGACUCAUCUUUGCCGGAAAACAGUUGGAAGAUGGUAGAACAUUGAGUGACUACAAUAUACAAAAAGAGUCAACCCUCCAUCUUGUUCUAAGGUUGAGAGGCGGAGCCAAGAAGCGCAAGAAGAAGAAUUACACCACACCGAAAAAGAACAAGCACAAGAAGAAGAAGGUGAAGCUGUCACUUCUCAAGUUCUACAAGGUAACUCUCACAUUUGUCUUUUUAAAAAUUUUAAUAUUUUUGUUUGAAUUUUUUGUCAUGGUGUGUGUUAUGAUGACAUUUUUAGGACACCUUAAGAUUACAUUAAUGUAA